This is a messenger RNA of Rhizophagus irregularis DAOM 181602=DAOM 197198, 1240 nucleotides long. Lineage: Eukaryota; Fungi; Glomeromycota; Glomeromycetes; Glomerales; Glomeraceae. The record is from RefSeq and is a predicted model, not a curated record.
AUGUCAAAUUCAAUUAUUAAUCAUGAAAAUUGUUAUCGACCAAAUGAUGACAAAUUAUGGUGUAAAGAAUGUGUUCCUCGUUGUAUAAUUGAAGGAUGGACCAGUGGGAAUAAUGGUAUUGAUGAAUUUAUCAAGGAUACAAUUUAUAAUGCAAAAUAUUCUGAUGAUUAUGAGGAUGAUAAUUAUCCAUAUAUUCCAUUAUUUCUUGAAUGGGUACCAUUUGAUAGAUUUAAAGAUGUAAAACAAAUUGGUGAAGGGGGAUUUGCCAAAGUUUACUCUGCAACAUGGAUUGAUGGUAAAGCAGAUUAUAAAAGACAAAAUGAUAAAAGUUGGAAAAAAGAAGAACAUAAACCUAUAAAAGUAGCUUUGAAAAAAUUAAAUGAUUCACAAAAUAUUUCUGCUAAUUAUUUAAAUGAGAUUAAAACACUUUGGAAUAUUUAUUCUAAUGAUAAUCAUAAUUAUUUAAAAUUUUAUGGAAUAACUAAAGAUACAAAAACUGGGGAAUUUAUGAUGAUUAUACAAUUAGCAGUUCGAGGAAAUUUGAGAAGUAUUCUUUCAAUACAUGACCUUAAAAAUUUACAUAAAUUGGGAUAUUUUCAUAAAGAUUUUCAUAGUGGAAAUAUUUUACAGAAUAGUGCCAAAAAUACUAUUAAUACUUGUGUAUCAGAUUUUGGAUUAUCAGGGCAAUCAAAUAAACAAAAAUCAGAUAAUAAAAUAUGUGGAGUAUUACCAUACAUUGCUCCAGAAGUUUUGAAUGGAGAACCAUAUACAUUAUCGUCUGAUGUCUAUAGUUUUGGUGUAAUUAUGACAGAAUUAACAUCUGGAAAACCUCCUUUUUAUAAUAGAAAACAUGAAAUUAGCUUAGUAUUAGAAAUUUGCAAUGGAAUCAGACCUGAAUUUGAAAAGGGAACUCCUGAAUUUUAUAAAAAAUUAGCUUAUAGAUGUAUGAGUGCUGUUCCAAAUCAAAGACCAACAGCAAAUGAAUUAUAUGACAUAUUAUUAUUUUGGCAUGAUGCUUCUAAUGCUGAUAAGGAGAUACCAAAUAUUUCAACUUCAUAUGAAAAAAUUCCUGAUGCAAUAUACACUAGUAGGGUAUUCACAUUUAGUAAUUUGCCAAAGCCUGUUAAUUCAUCUAUAAUUACUUCAUAUCUUGAAGAUGAAGAAGAUAAUAAAGAUUGUCAAUUCUAAAUUAUUUGAUUUAGAGGUUUCUAAUUAAUUAUAUUAGGACGAGAAAAAAUAU